AUGCUGGUGUUAUCGGCUCUGCCAGUGGCUCUGGCUGUUCUGGCUGUGUCUCGCUCGGCAGCCGCGGUCGGCCGGCGCUCGCCGCGCUCCGCGGACGACUCCAGUCUCGGCGUGCACCACUGCGCCAACCACCAGCCCCACACGCUCGACCGCUACCCAGUGGGCGGGCCGGCCGCCGGGUGCGGCACCGUGGUCCGGCGCGGCGUCACAGAGACAGAGCGGGACGAUAUCGUCUCGGCGCACAAUGUCAUCCGGCGCGCCGUGCGAGACGGCCACUACGCCGACCAGAACCUGCCGGCGGCCAGCGCGCUGCCCGAGCUGCGCUGGGACGCCGAGCUGGCGCUGGUCGCCCAGCGCUGGGCCGACCAGUGCCGCGGCGGACACGACCAGUGCCGCGACGUGGCCCGAUUCCCGGUCGGCCAGAACUUCGCCUUCGUGUGGAGCGGCGGCCGGCAGAACUGGACGGCCGAGGCGCUGCGCCAGUGGUUUGCCGACGAGUUGCCGCUGUUCCGGCAGGCCGACCUGGAGUUCCGCGGCGGCCAGGACCCCGUGUCGGGCGGCUACACGGGCCACCUGACCCAGCUGCUGUGGGCCCACACCCGGCGCGUCGGCUGCGGCUUCAUGGCCGUCGCCGACCCCGUCUUCUGCGAGCGGCGAACAUACGUCUGCAACUACGGACCGGCCGGCAACGUGCUCUUUGAGCCCGUCUACCCGACCGAGGCGUCCAGGGAUGGACCGACAGAGUGGGAGGAGGGAGAGGUUUGAACGGGCGGGCCGGUCUGCUGAGGACCGUCGAUGGGUACCGGUAUGCCGACUACACGUCUGAAACGUUACAGCUGAUCAGUACAUACAGGCCGAUGUAGAACAUAUGCUACAGCCAUACCACAGCAUUGUAACGUUGUUAGAAUAUGCAUCAUGCAUGUCAUUCGCCAUUCCAUUUGUAGUCCCAGAAUGAAACAGGCAUAGAAGUACCGAGUAGCGAAACGGUAAAAUGUAAUUAGCGCAGAAGCACAUAAUCUCUUAAGCGAACGCUAAGUAAGCACACUAGCUUAACAAGCUAAUGAUCAAAGUAAUAUGUUCAAAGACAUAAAUAUCAAAGAGCCUCAUUCAGUGUCCUGUUCUUAAUAGGUCCCCUUAGUCCAAUCACUAAAUAGCCCUAUGUAGUUUCUUACUCCUAAUAAUCCUUCUGUCGGCAGUGUAGGUAUUUGUUCAGCACAGCCGGAUCCUUCGGCUACCGACCUGACCCACGCCAUGGGGUGGGCGUGUGCUCAGCCCCGCCAACGUAACAAGCUUUAUUAAGUUCUCCAAACACACGGCGUGGACUUAGCCAAGGUUAGCGUCUUUAUGUCAAAAGGAAUAUGCACCAUUAAUUCUGUUGAAUUAAUGGUGGAAACCAUGAAAGGAAACGACCAAUAUGUAACCGGACCUCGUUUGAAGCACUCGUGCUUUCUGAGGUAACGACUUUCCUUCCAUGGCCGACUUUGUUCCGUCAACACUAACAGUAUUCCAGAGUUACGCGCGGGC
Molecule: messenger RNA, 1524 nt
Organism: Amphibalanus amphitrite
Lineage: Eukaryota; Metazoa; Arthropoda; Thecostraca; Balanomorpha; Balanidae
Product: venom allergen 5-like
Exons: 1
Coding region: 1-765 (254 amino acids)
Source: RefSeq, a predicted model, not a curated record